AUGUCAGCAGGGGGUCAGACUACUAGGAGCCGGGAAAUACCGGCCGUCAGGAGGGUCGCCAUUCACGAUGCGGCUCACAUGCCCCAGGAUUACUCCACCACUCCGGGAGGGACCCUGUUCAGCACUACGCCCGGAGGUAAAGAUCAGUCGAAGAUGAGAAAUAUGUUGACAGGAUUUACAAGAGCGAGAGGGGCAUACAGAAACUAUACAUGACAGAAAAACCUAAAACAGAUUUAAAGGGACACUUCAACAUUUAAAGGGACACCUGAGGAUAAGCCCAGUCAAAUCAAACUUGCAUGUCAAAUCCUUUUUACACAUAAACCUUUAUUUUAUGGCACUGUGGAGACCCUGACUAUCAGAGUAAAUGUAUCCUGUCAGUUAGUUAGUUAGUUAGUUGGUUAGUUAAGAUAGUUAGUUAGUUAGUUAGUUAGUUAGUGUGUACUUAAUCUGAAAGCUGGAGGUCUUGCCCUUAGUUUCCCGUAAAUGUUUAACAGUUUGCACUUUAUGAGGCCAUAGAUUAACACUGACCAGGGUUAAGGCUAUUUUAACACUUUAAUCCCCUGCACCAAAAUAAUAAAGUGAGUAUGUAGGUGGAUUUAUUAUUUUAUCAAUAUCAGUGAAGAAAUAUUUUAUUAGUUUAGUUUUUGAUUUGUUUUUGGAGCUCUGAAGAUGGUGGACCUGUCAUACACAAUGUGAGAUCUGUGUUCAUAUUUCAUGUUCCGAUUAUGAAAAGCAGACUUCCUCAUUCAGUGCUUGGUCAAAUAUAGGUCUGUUUUCAGCGUCUAUUUAUAGUCUUCUUAUUAACAAACUGUUGUUGUACCAGUAGGUGUGAGUUGACCGGUCAUAAUAAAAGAGUAUAAACUGCAUAUUACAAAUUUAUAAUUAUAAAUGCAUCAUAUUUAUGAAUAGGGAAGCUGUUUUUACCCACUUACUACUACUUAAGCUUUUAAUAUUUUGAAAAUAUGAAAAUAACUGGACUUAGUGGUUGUGAGAAUGGUGACACUCAGCGCACAUGUCCAUUAUAACUGAUACUGUGUCCUGUAACAUCAACAGGUGGGACAGAUGUAAACAGAUAAAGCAGAACUGGGUCAGUCAAGGUGUUUUCAAAACGCUGAUAUGGAUUGAAAAUGAAAUAUAUAGGCCAUUGGUCAUGGGCAUGUAUGGACCUGCACAGACCAUCCAAUGAAGUAACACCUAGGGGAAGCCAUUCUCCCUGUCCAGACAUGAAAAAUACAACUUUUUAAAAUCAUGCAUGUGGAAAGUAACAAAUUAUAUUUUAAUGAGAAAUAUAUGUUGAUUUUAGAUUUGGUGCGAGCAACAUAUUUCAAAGAGAUUCAUCUUUUACACUGACUCUUUGGAUUGCCUUAUUUAUUCAUAGUCAUUUUACCAUCUUUAACAAAUUAACCAAACAAGUUGGGAGGAUUUCCCCUCGGUCACUCUCAACAUUUGAUAUGUUGUCUUUGCAUCGUUUUCAUUGGUUAUAGGGGUUUGCAGUAUUAAACACUGUAAAUUCUUUAACCCACAGGUACCAGAAUAAUAUACGACAGGAAGUUCCUCCUGCAGUGUCGGACAUCUCCUCUGACUCGCACACCUCCCAAGAUGCCCGACAUCCCAGGAGUCACCAGGCCUCUAAAACCAGACACUUCGAGCAACAUGAAACAGCCUGAACAGACAGCCGGCGACCACGACCUGCACACAGAGGAGAGUGCAGGUAAGAGUUUCUGUGUAAUCAAAAUGUCAUCAAAAAAAGAAGUGAUACAAUUUUCACAACUGUGACUUUUUCUUUUUUUACAGAAGAUGCCCAGUUUGAAAUGGACAUCUGA
Molecule: messenger RNA, 1823 nt
Organism: Xyrichtys novacula (pearly razorfish)
Lineage: Eukaryota; Metazoa; Chordata; Actinopteri; Labriformes; Labridae
Source: the annotation of a GenBank genome assembly